Molecule: messenger RNA, 1553 nt
Organism: Paramisgurnus dabryanus
Lineage: Eukaryota; Metazoa; Chordata; Actinopteri; Cypriniformes; Cobitidae
Source: RefSeq, a predicted model, not a curated record
CGUCGGUGAAAGUUUUUAUGCCAGGUAUGCUUCGCAAUAGGCUGGGCUAAACAGGCGGGGGUUUGCAUAUAAAACUGAACCUCCAGUUGGAGACCCAUCAUAUCGAAAAUACACUCAAGGAAUCCGUUACAGUGAGACAAGAUGCUCGAAAGCGAAGUGUCCAUGUGCUUUAUCUUCUACAGCACGCUUUUAAUCUUAAAAAUGUUCAUUAUUGCCAUCAUCACUGGACAAGUUAGACUUCGGAAAAAAGCAUUCGCUAAUGCUGAGGACGCUGUAAGACACGGAGGUGUGCAGUAUUGCCGCACUGAUUCAUACGUGGAUCGUUGUUUGAGGGCACAUCGCAAUGACAUGGAGAACAUUUUCCCCUUUUUGUUUCUAGGGGCUGUCUAUUCCAUGACUGGCCCUUCAUAUACAGUGGCACGAAUUCACUUUUUGAUUUUCUUCCUGGGUCGAGUUGUUCACAGUGUGGCAUACCUGUUGGCACUGAAAGCCCCGACACGUUCACUCGCCUAUGUCAUCGCUCAGGUGCCUUGUGUUUCCAUGGCGAUACAGAUACUUAUGGCUGUAGCCUCAUUUGCCUAACAUUGUCCAAUAUGAAGUUCUGUGACUGGUCAAGACUUCUCAUCCUUUACAACUGUGAUGCAGGACGCUGCUUUGGUGAUUCAUUUCAUCCAGUUUUAUGAACUUACAAUCUAUUUUAAGGUGACUUAUGACAAUUAAUGACUCAAUUCAUUGUUCAGUUUAGAAAUGGACAGCAUUCCAAGCAUCUUCUCUAAAUGGCAAGUGUUGCCAUCCAAAUGAAGGUUAUUUAAUGUAAUCUUACUAUGUUUAAACAAUGAGGUUUGCAUGUACUCUGUGUAUUUUUUAUAUAACAGGCAUAGUUGUCCUUUUUUGGACAUGCUGUGCUAGAUUCAUACCCACAGUCAACAGAGUAGCGAGUAGCAAAUGAUCAUCUGUACGGUUUUCUGCUGCAUGUUUACACAAGCAAUAACUGUUUAGAUUAGCUCAUAAUCGACAUGAUGGUUUUACAAUGACUUUGCAAACUUGGAAAGAGUUUUUUUUUGUAUCACAUGAGCCAGUGGCAUAUCUAGUCUUUCUAGCAUGUAUAUGCAAGUGAGUGUUGUGGGUGUGCAGCAGUAACAAACCUAAUUUGAACUUCACUAUAGAUGAGAGAGAAUCGGCAAAGCCCAGGCUUUUCAAAGUUAUUGUAGCGUUAAAAUAAUGCUGCUGAAUAGACAGCGCUCUUCCUCUUUGUCUGCCAGGCUCUGGGUUUAUGGCAUUUCAAACACAGCCUCCAAUUUGCAGUGUGGUGCAUACAGAACAGAACUUUGAGCCUGUGCAACAGACAUGAACUAGUGGACUAAGUGUUUCUACAUAUUGAUUUGAGUUAUUAGCUUGAUCAAAGCAUUUUUCACACAUUUUUAUAUUUUUAUAAUUGUAUGUUAUUAGCAAGAUAUAACUUAUUUUUCUUUUAUAGUAUUGUAUUUUUUGUGUAGUGAUUUUAAGGAGAUUGUAAAAACAUGUUUUUUAUAAUAAAAGAAUAUUAAACUAUA